Molecule: messenger RNA, 1224 nt
Organism: Cricetulus griseus (Chinese hamster)
Lineage: Eukaryota; Metazoa; Chordata; Mammalia; Rodentia; Cricetidae
Source: RefSeq, a predicted model, not a curated record
CCGCGCAUGCCGCUCAUCUCCAUCAUGACCAAGGAGAAGGGAAUUGUGUUUGCACACUAUGGUGCAGUCUGGAAGCAGCAGAGGAAGUUCUCCCAUUCGACACUUCGUCAUUUCGGUUUGGGAAAGCUUAGCCUGGAACCCAAGAUUAUUGAGGAGUUCAAGUACGUAAAAGAGGAAAUGCAAAAGCACGGAGACGCCCCCUUCAGCCCCUUCCCCAUCAUCAGCAAUGCCGUCUCUAACAUCAUCUGUUCCUUGUGUUUCGGCCAGCGCUUCGAUUACACGAACACGGAGUUUAAGAAGGUGCUGGACUUCAUGUCUCGAGGGUUAGAAAUCUGCUUGCACAGCCAGCUCUUCCUGAUUAACUUAUGCUCCUGGUUUUACUACCUUCCCUUUGGGCCCUGUAAGGAACUGAGGCAGAUUGAAAGGGACAUCACCUGCUUCCUUAAAAACAUCAUCAAAGAGCAUCAGGAGUCUCUGGACGCCAGCAACCCUCAGGACUUCAUAGACAUGUACCUUCUGCAUGUGGAGGCGGAGAGGAGAGCCAGCAGCAGCACCAGCUUCAGUGAGGACUACCUGUUCUACAUCAUUGGGGACCUCUUCAUUGCUGGCACUGACACCACAACCAACUCUUUGCUUUGGUGCCUGCUGUAUAUGUCACUGAACCCUGACGUGCAAAAAAAAGUUCAUGAAGAAAUUGAAAGGGUCAUUGGUUGUGACCGGGUUCCUUCCCUCACGGACAAGGCCCAGAUGCCAUACACAGAAGCCACCAUCAUGGAGGUGCAGAGGCUAUCCAUGGCAGUGCCACUUGCCAUUCCUCAUAUGACUUCGGAGAAAACAGUCCUCCAAGGAUACACUAUUCCUAAAGGCACAGUGGUCAUCCCCAACUUGUGGUCGGUACACAGAGACCCAGCCAUUUGGGAGAAGCCAGAUGACUUCUGUCCUGAUCGGUUUCUGGAUGACCAGGGACAACUCUUGAAAAAAGAAACUUUUAUUCCUUUUGGGAUAGGUCAGUUAAACCUUGGUUUUAAAUUUGUUCUUAACUUCGUCAUUAUUGUGUGUGCAUACCCACGUGUGCAUGAGCGUGCGUGCACGUGUGUGUACUCGAGUGUGUUUGAGCUAUGUAUAUGUAAGUGUAGGUGUAGCGAACAGCAGGGUUCUCACCCACUGAGUUGCCUUGCUGGCCCAACUUUUUGUUUCUUCAAAAAAUAAAAAACAAAAGUAGAG